This is a messenger RNA of Rhodamnia argentea, 851 nucleotides long. Its product is annotated as lysine-specific demethylase 2A-like. NCBI's taxonomy places the organism in Eukaryota, Viridiplantae, Streptophyta, Magnoliopsida, Myrtales, Myrtaceae. The coding region runs from base 151 to 624 and encodes 157 amino acids. The transcript has 2 exons. The record is from RefSeq and is a predicted model, not a curated record.
GACUCAUCGUUUAAGAAGAGGCGGUUGGUGGUGGAUAAUCGCUGCCCCGAGCCACGACGAAGAGGAAACCUCGGGACUCGACUCGCCUCGCCUGUAGCCGAAUCCCGCAGCGACACCGGGGGGGAUUUCGCGAUUCGCGAGCUGGCUCUGAUGGCGUCGCCGUCGCCGUCGCUGAAUCUGUUUCUAGCGUCGCGUCUGACGAUUCCUUCUCUAGCUCCGUCUCCCCCGCCGCCGUCGCUGGAAAGAGCUCAACCUUCCAGCUCGGCUAGUUGUAGGCGGAGUUGUGCCGUUCGGAGCUCUCUCCCCAUGGCCGCCCUGAGAUUUCCGGGUGGAGCGACGGUCUCGGUCCUCGGUAAUCGGAGGUCGCAGAGUCAGAUUGUGAGGAUGGCUCCGGAGGAAGAGAAGAUGACUCGCCGCUCUCCUCUCGAUUUUCCGAUUGAAUGGGAGAGACCAAAGCCAGGACGGAGACCAGACAUAUUCCCGCAGUUCAGCCCAAUGAAAACACCGUUGCCACCUCCGUUGCCAGCAGAUCCCCCUGAAGAAGAUGAGGAGGAGGAAGAGAAGAAAGAGGAGGAAGAAGAAGACCCUGAAAAGGAGGAAACAGAGAAACCAGAAAGUCAAUGAGGAGGGUAAGGAGGCUCAUGCGCAUCUUUUGCAACUACUUUGGAGGUUUCGAGUUUGCUACUAGGUGUCGCUGAUCCUGCUGAUUUUGUGGUGGAUGUUGGAAUAGUUGGUAGGGUGAGCGAAAGCUCGAGCUUUCUUUUUUGCCAGAGGCAUAAAUCAUUUGGUCAAGUAUGCGAAAUCACUGCUCGUGUUGUGACUCGGAUAUGGAAACUUAUGUGACUAAACUU